AUGAGCACAAAGAAGGAGAAGGAUGCUGAUCACUACUGUGUUCAACCCGGAACAGUGCUGCGGGCGAUAAAAACAUGUAACAAAUAUGAUGAGCAGUUUUCAGAUGAAAACCUUGUGAUUCAGAAAAAGAAGAAACUUGCUAUUGCAACACAUUUACCUUGUACUUGUAUUAGGGAAGAUGUGUGUCUGAUCUUAUCGCAUGAAAAAGAAAAGAUUGAAGAGACCCAAGGCCAAAAUGAGGAACCAAUACAGUCAAAGGAAAUGUAUUCUGUCUUCUGUAUUGAUAGAGAAGGUGGAGAAAACACUAGAACAAAGCCGUUUAUCAGAAGCCAUGCUUUCAGUAGGUUCAAGUAUCUGUGUGUGUAUGGGGAGAAGGGUAGGGAGAUGACAGUGGACGACGCUCUGAAAAGAGAUGGACGCUUCAUUGAUGAUCUUGGCAACUUCACUCUGUCUGACAACAAGGAUCCAAUGAAAAGCACUGGAUGUACACAACGUGUUGAUAACCUGCAUGGAAAAUAAUUCAAGUUGUGUCUUGAAAAGAAAGCACUGGACCUGAGGAAGGAAGACUUUGGAAAGAUCCAACAGUCGUUCAGCGACGUUCACAGAGUCAGAGAGCUGAUUAAACUGGGAGAGUCAGUUUGUGUGAUUGUGACUCCAUUUAAGACUGGAACAGGGUUUGUGUUGUUUGACAACUUCAUCUUGACUAAUGCACACCUGUUUGAAGAUUGUGUUGAAGAAGGAAACAAAACGCUGAAGGAUGGUACAAAGGUGUUUGUUCUCUUUAACUAUGAAGAACAGCACACAAAUUACCACUACUUUAAUCUGGCUGACCUUAACAUCCGCUACUGUCAUGAUGACCUUGAUUAUGCCAUACUUCAGCUUAAGCCUGUCGGCAAGAAAAACAACCCAGACACAACUGAAGUCACAGAAAAGAAGGUGCCACCAGGGCUCCUGAAGAAGUUUGGUCCAAUGCCUAAGAAUGGUGACGCCUGUGUCAUUGGUCACCCAGAUGGAGGAGUAAAAAAACUGGAUCCAACAUCUAUCGUUGAGAUAGAAACCAGGGAGAAGGCUGUUGAGGAUCAAUUAGAGCAGGGUCCACUAGCACCCCCCUUUGCACACUUUGUGAGUAAACUGAGGGAGAAUGGGGAGGAGGAGCUGUUGAAGAGAGUUCAGAAAGUAGCAAAGGGAAACUCAGUCCUAAAAAAGAUACUCAACCCCGACUUAUGA
This is a messenger RNA of Gymnodraco acuticeps, 1227 nucleotides long. RefSeq names its product protein FAM111A-like. Lineage: Eukaryota; Metazoa; Chordata; Actinopteri; Perciformes; Bathydraconidae. The record is from RefSeq and is a predicted model, not a curated record.